AUGUUUUCAAUUCAUUUUUCUCCUUCUCCUAUUCAUUCUAUUCCAAGUUUUAAAAAAACCUACGAAAUCAGUCCUGUUCCCAAUACCAAUUCUUCAUCAUUCUCAUUAAAACAUUCAAAUUUAAAUGGUUCCAAUACUUCAAUCUCAACUACUUCAAGUAUCUUAAGUAAUUAUUUUAGAUCAAAUAGUAAGACUAAUCCUUCCCGUCAAAGGCAUGUUUCUCAAGGACAAAUAAUUACUUCAUCAUCAUCACCUCUUCCAUCAUUAAUUAUACCCUUUUCAACUACUAUUAGUGGUGAAAGUUCUAUACUUAAUCAAAAGCUUUCUGAUCCUAGUUCCCAUUUCAAACCUAUUGAUCAUAUUUAUAAUAAGUUCAAAUUAGAAGAUUCUCCUUUGGGGAUUGAUUGUCUUUUACAAUCUGCUGAUUCAACCGUCCUGAUUCAAAAUAGUAUCAUUAGUAUAAACUUUGAUAAUGAAAGUCUUGAAUUUGAUUUAAAAUUUCCUAAUUUUGAUAAUGAUGAUGACAAAGUUGAAUCUUCAACUGAGGUUACUAUUGGUGAUGCUGUUACUAAAGAAGUUAAACCAGAUUCUUUAAAAGAAGAGAAUAAUUGUGGGUCAGUUGAAAUUACUCCUGUGCAUAUAAAGAGAUUAUCAAUAUUUUCCAAAGUUAAAGGAUUAUGGACUACAAAACAUCAUAAAGAUAAGGAAGAUUUAUUUUUAGCUCCAUCUAUUCUUUCAAAUGAAGUGGUAUCACCUAGAAGUAGUUUUGAAAUGUUAUUUUCUCCCAUAUCUAUGAGAGUUCCAAUCAAGGAAAGUUUUAGACGUAGAACUUCAAGUUUUAGUUUAUUUCAACAUGUGGAAGAUCCAAAUUCUCCUGGUUUUAAGAAUAAGAACAAUAAUAAUAAUAAUAAUAAUAAUUCUAUAAAGUUUCAAGAUUAUGCUGAUAUGUUGGUUUAUAGUAAUCGAGCUCCUCCUACUCCUAUCAGUGAUCAAAUCCAAGAACCAUCAACAACUACAACCACAACAGAAGUGGUGGAAACUGAAGAAGAUAAUAAUAGUAUUCUGUCAAUUAAUCUGAUUCCUAAAGCCUUACCUAAAAGAAGACUAUCUAUUAAGAGAAGACAUUCCAUUUCAGUUAAGAGAUCAUUAUCAUUUUCAUUAUCGAAAAGAAGAAACUUGAGUGAUAGUAAUAAUACUACUACAACUACUACUACUAAUAAUAAUGAUAAUAAUGUUAUUGAAGCUGAACCUGAAAUUAAACUUCGAACCAAACCAUCAAUUUUAAAGAAUAAAAUCAAUAAGAAUUUCGAAACUGAAUAUAUGAACAGUAUAAGAGAUCUGUCGAUGAAUAUUGAAGAAUUCUUACAAAAAUUUGAAAAAUUUGAAAUGGAAAAGUAUUUAAAAGAAUCUCAACUUCCAGAUUUAAGAUUACAACAAUUAACUAAUUAUUAUAAUGCUAAAGAUGAAAAUCAAUAA
Molecule: messenger RNA, 1476 nt
Organism: Scheffersomyces coipomensis
Lineage: Eukaryota; Fungi; Ascomycota; Pichiomycetes; Serinales; Debaryomycetaceae
Exons: 1
Coding region: 1-1476 (491 amino acids)
Source: RefSeq, a predicted model, not a curated record